Molecule: messenger RNA, 3871 nt
Organism: Phycodurus eques (leafy seadragon)
Lineage: Eukaryota; Metazoa; Chordata; Actinopteri; Syngnathiformes; Syngnathidae
Product: zinc finger MIZ domain-containing protein 2-like
Exons: 22
Coding region: 538-3309 (923 amino acids)
Biological process (GO): protein sumoylation; regulation of transcription by RNA polymerase II
Molecular function (GO): zinc ion binding; SUMO ligase activity
Source: RefSeq, a predicted model, not a curated record
UCAGGCUAGUAUCGAUCCGAUCCAAUGCUGACUCGGUAUCGAUAUUUCGGCUCGAUCCGCCCACCGCUUGCUGCUGCUGCUGCUGCUGCUCCUGUCGGCCGUCGUCUCGUCGUCUCGUCUUCUCUCCGGUGUGACGGCGGCGAUGCGGAGCGAGGCCGCGGACCAGCAGCCCUCAGUGCCCGGCCGAGCUGCGUGUUGUCGUGGUGGCGGUCUGCGGGGGAUGCUGGCACUCGCCGAGGCCGGAUAGUAGACGCGGUAGACGGCGGAGCUCCGUGGGCCAAUCUGGGCCCCGCCGACGGAGGUUCUUAAGAGGCGGGUGGGAAUAAGUCGCCCCGCCUGCAGUGGCCAAUUACGGGCUCGAGCUUCUUGAUGCCCCGGAGGCCCAGCGGAGGAGCACUGAGCGCACGGCCCCGCAGCGGGGCUUGUUCGGCGGCCACGUAGCGGAGGUAAAGCGGCGUCGUCGCCGGCCGCGCUUGUCUCUGCCUCAACACGCCAUUCGAUUCCACUGAACCCCGAGCUGUCUGGAGGAACCCCCCCAUGAAUCCACUCAAUCAGAUGAAGGGCGGACUGGCCAGCAACCCACACAGCGAGGGUCCGUACGGGUACGAGCCCCCCGGAUGGCAGCAGCCCACCAACCAGCCCCCGGGGUCCCUGUCGGUGGUCACCACCGUGUGGGGGGUCACCAACCCCUCGGCCACUCAGGGCCUGGGCGGCGGUGUGAUGGGGCCCGGGGGCAACCCGGCCGGUGCGCCCGUGAUGCAGGGCCCCGGCGGUCCAUCCGUGGCGGGGGGCUACGUGGGUGAGCAGAGCUAUGGGGAACCCAACAAGGCCUACCUCAACCAAGGCGUGUACGGCCGGCCCAGCGGGGGAUAUGUGGGCGGAUACCCGGGAAGCUACCCCCCCAAUCCCAGCGGGUCCAGAGGGGCGCCGGACUUCACGCAGGCGGCGGCCGCCGCCGUGGCCGCCGCCGCCGCCACGGCUACCGCCACGGCCACUGCCACCGUGGCCGCCAUCCAGGAGAAGCAGAACCAAGAAAUGAACUAUGGACAGAUGGUCGGCCCCUCGUACAACAACCAGUUCAUGGCCCACUCGGUGCCGCGCGCCCCGCCCGUUAUGUCACCCGGAGGCAUGGGGCCGGGGCCCGGACCCUCCAGGGGCCCGGCCUCCGUGAGCCCCACGUACGGGCCCGGAGGCCCCCAGAGGGUCACGCAACACCAGAACUACGCACCCGUGCCGCAUCAGGCUCAUCUGCGGCCCCCGCAGGGUCUGAAGCGCGCCUACAACUCGGAGUCUUUCCCGGGGGUGUCUCAGCAGUACAGCGUUCCUGUUGGCUUCGGUCCUGGCGGAGCCGCCGGUUCCGUGCUGGGUUCGGGCGGGGGCGGACCACCUGGACCCGGCUCGUACUCUCAGUACCACCCAGGUGCUGGUGGUCCAGUCCCGGCCCCCUCCUACCAGAAGAUGUCCCUCCCCCAGUGUCCCCCCAACUCCCAAUACUACAAGCAGGAGCCGUUCAACAGUCAGGGCGGAGCUUUAAGUGUGAUGUCAGCAGGGGGCACUGCAGGAGUCUACACCUCCUUUAACCAACCUUCUGGGAGCGCGAUGCAUAAGGAUGGCGCCAGAGCCCGCCAGCAGACUCCGAUGGCCCGUUUCUGCUCCGCUCUACCCGCCGCUAGCAAGGCUGUAACGACCAAAGAUGUUACGCCUGCCCGAGGGUUACCAACCUACCCGAACUCUCCGGUUCCCGGGAACCCGACUCCGCCCAUCACGCCGGGCAGCUCCGUGGCGCCGCCCUACAUGUCGCCCGGCAACAGCGACCUCAACAAACCCUCCUUUCUGCCCGACAUCAAACCGGCCCCGCCCGCAGGUAACCCGAGCGACGACCUGCGUCUGACCUUCCCGGUGCGAGACGGCGUGGUCCUGGAGCCCUUCAGGUUGGAGCACAACCUGGCAGUCAGCAACCACGUCUUCCAGCUCAGAGACUCUGUGUACAAGACGCUUGUCAUGAGGCCAGACCUGGAGCUUCAGUUCAAGUGCUACCACCAUGAGGAUCGGCAGAUGAACACCAACUGGCCAGCCUCUGUCCAGGUGAGCGUGAACGCCACACCGCUGAGCAUCGAGCGCGGCGACAACAAGACGUCGCACAAGGCUCUGUACCUGAAGCGCGUGUGCCAGCCGGGCAGGAACACCAUCCAGAUCACCGUCACCGCCUGCUGCUGUUCGCACCUGUUCGUCCUGCAGCUGGUCCACCGUCCGUCGGUGCGUUCGGUCCUUCAGGGUCUGAUGAAGAAGAGGCUUCCCGCCGAGCACUGCGUCGCCAAGAUCAAAAGGAACUUCAGCAGCGGCACCAUUCCCGGGACCCCCGGGCUCAACGGCGAGGAUGGCGUGGAGCAGACGGCCAUCAGGGUGUCGCUCAAAUGUCCCAUCACCUUCAGACGCAUACAGCUGCCGGCCAGAGGCCACGACUGCAGACACAUACAGUGUUUCGACCUGGAGUCGUACCUGCAGCUCAACUGUGAGAGAGGAACAUGGAGAUGUCCCGUGUGCAACAGUAAAACGGCGCUGCUGGAGGGUCUGGAAGUGGAUCAGUACAUGCUGGGAAUCCUCAUCUACGUUCAGAAUUCCGAGUACGAGGAGAUCACCAUCGACCCGGCGUGCCGCUGGAAGCCGGUCCCGGUCAAGCCGGACGUCCACGUCAAGGAGGAGUCGGACGGCCCGGUCCCGAAGCGCUGUCGGACCCUCAGCCCGAGUCACGUGGUGCUGCCCAGCGUCAUGGAGAUGAUCGCCUCCCUGGGCCCCGCCCCUUCAUCGGCGGGCGGACGCGGCGACACGCCCGACUACGCGGCGACAGCGUAUGCCGGUCCGCCACCGUUCUCGGACUCGAGCGCGGGCCCCUCGACCCCGGGUGCGGUCGGGCGGGACUUCUCGUCGCCCGGCCCCCCGCCCCUCUCCUACCAGUCGGAGCUGCCCGCCGGCCUCCUCGCCGCCGGCGCCGGCAAGCCGCUGCCGGCGGGACAGAUGGCUUCCCACCGCGUGCCCCUCCCUCAGCAACCGUCUGUCGGUCUCCACGGCAACCCCCAGGCGGGCGGGGGCGUCACCCACACGCUGCAGCAGCGGAGCAACCAUGACGCUCGUCUCCAUGGCAACGCCUUUGGACUCGGGCACGGCGCGGACGUUCCGGAAGCUUCUCUCGACCUGCUUCCCGAGUUGAGCAACCCGGAUGAGCUGCUGUCCUACUUGGGCCCGCCGGACCUCCCCAAUGGCGGCGGCGGCGGCAACGACGACCUGCUGUCACUCUUCGAGAACAACUGAGCGGACGCGUCCACCUGCGACCGUUCCUCGCUUGUCUAACCACAAUCAAGACUUUGAUUUGUUUUUGCUGUUUCAAAUUUCCUGUUCAACUCCCCACCCCAAACAUCCGUGAGCGCGUCAUGGACGGAUUUGCUCGGAUUUUCGUGUCGCUGCGCUCGAAGCAAAAUGCCACCGAUCCGGGCAAACAAAUCACAAAAAUAUCCAUCCGACUUUUUUUCCCCCUUUUAUUUUAUUUCUUUUUGUUCUGUUGGCACACAGCUAGCCCCCGCCUCCUCCGGAAGCUCCUGCGGCUGCCGCACGACGGACAGGAAGUGCACGAAUGUGGUACGGGCGACUUCCCGCUUCCCCGGCCUCGGUUGGACGCCGGUCGGGAGCCGUCGGAUCGGGUCGUCGCCCGGACUCGGACGCUCGUUUGUGUGCCGCUCUGCUCGUAAAACGUGGCUGCUGACCUUGCUUCCUGGCAUGGUCAACCUCGUUUCCUGUCCGUGACAUGGAUGUUGUGCCGUGGCUCAAUAAAGUCGACAUGAUUCCUAGUGCAAAAUUAAACAAAUAUGUUUCUUUA